UCUGUCAUGUCUUGAUUGGACACGGAAGGUCCAUUGUUAGAACAUUCAAAAGGGACCACUUUCUGAAGGAAGCUGUGUUGCAAAUGAACUGUUCAUUUUGCAGUCGAGAGUUUCACUUGCAAAUGAAACUAUGUUGCACUUGCAGUCGAUUGCGAUGAUUUGAUCCCAGAAGUCCCAUCCCGGGCACGGAUAGUUCUCCCUUUGUGAAAGGCUGGAGCCCUGCAAAUUCCGAGCAGUAUUCCUUGAAUAUUCCUCCUCGUUUCUACUCUGUUCUUCCUCGGACUCUCUCUCUCUCUCUCUCUCUCUGCCUGCAAGUCUCUAUCAUGUCUUAAGCGAAAGUCAAAAGUCCUCAACCUCUCUCCUCUCUACUUCCGUCUCCUUAACAAGAACAGACAUUCAUUUCACCGAAUCCCAGUCCCCUCCCCUCUUUGCUUCUUCAGACUUUUCAUGUUCAUGUCCUCCUCGCCGCCCCGCAAGAACUCGAAGGAGAAGUACCCCUGAUCCUAUUCCUCACCCGGGUCCUCCAUGGAGCUCCUGAAGCCCUUCCACCCCCACCUCAACCCCGCCGGAGGAGACCCCCUCCCUAGGUUCUCCUCGCCGGACAGCUUCAGCCGUGAGGUCGACCGCGCUGCCGGGUUCCACGAGGUGCCAGGCGGCAUGGAAAAAGUGUAUGUCGCCGUUGGGAGGUCUGUUGACAAGGCAGUGGCUUUGAUCCAUUGGAGCUCCGAGAGGUUCAGUGGCAGAGAGAUUUGUCUUGUUCAUGUUCACCAGCCGUCUCCUCUGAUUCCUACUCUCUUGGGUAAAUUACCAGCAAUCCAAGCAAAUCCGGAGGUGGUGUCUGCUUACAGAAGGCAGGAGAGGGAGCAGAUGAAAAAGCUCUUGCAUAACUAUCUGAUUAAGUGCCGUGCUUUCAAGGCAAAGGUGAGCUUCAUCACGAUAGAAGCAGAUCAAGUGCAAAAGGGAAUUGUUGAUAUGGUGAACAAGUAUGGUAUUAGGAGGCUCGUUAUUGGGGCUGUCCCAGAAAAUUGUAUGAGUAUCAAGAAAAGCUCCAGUAAAGCAAAUUACGCAGCAAAAAAUGCUCCCCCCUUUUGCGAGAUUCUGUUUGUCUAUAAGGGCAAGCACAUCUGGACCCGGGAUGCCUUGGAAGAACCAGUAGCAUUAGCUGCGCCUAGUAAUACCGAGCCUGAAAUAUCCCCUGAAUUUGUUCAACACAAUCCUACAGACAUUAGACGCACUAGCAUCGAAAGCUGGCUUCAACGUGAAUCGGUUUACUCAGAUAUGGCAGUGCCAGCUACUGCUAAUAUAUGUCUUCCCAACUAUAACCAGAUAUUGUUUAGUACUACUAACAGCAGCACGUGCUCCAGUUCUUCUGCCGAAAGACGAGUUUCAUCGGAUUCUGAUCUUAGGAUUGAUGAAGAGAAUCUAAACAGUCGCCUACGAGAAGCCUUGCUACAAGCUGAGGCAUCGAGGAAUGAAGCAUUUCAGGAGCUGAUGAAACGUAGAAAACUAGAAUCAGAAGCCGUGGAAGUUAUCGAAAAGGUCAAAGCACUGGAGACAGCAUAUCUAACUGAAUCUAAAACUCGGAAAGAAGCAGAGGAUGCCCUCAGAGAUACCCUUCAGGGGCAAGAAAAGUUUCUGGAAGAGAGAGAAGAGGUAGGGAGAGAACUACAGAGAACAAUGAGAAAUGUGGCACUUCUUGACACCCGUGCUCAAGAAGCUAAUCAAAGACGUGAAGAAGCAGUCCGAGAACUACAGGUCAUCCAAGCUUCUAUCGCCACACUGCAGCUUGAAAAGCAGAGGAUUCGAAGGCAGAAGAUGGAAGCUGUUCACUGGCUUGAUAGGUGGAGAAGCAGGGGCCAAUCUCGAGCUGUGAGGUGCAACGGAUUUGUUGGUCUCCAUGAAGAUUUCCCGGAAUUGGCAGAGUUCUCGUUGUCGGAAGUUCAAUCAGCGACUUGUAAUUUAUCCGAAAGUUUCAAACUCGGUCAAAGCGGUUUUGGCUGUGUUUAUAAAGGGGAACUGUUGGGCAGGACCGUCGCAAUUAAGCUGCUUCAUCCUCAUAACAUGCAAGGGCAAUUCGAGUUUCAGCAAGAGGUUCAAGUCCUUGGAAAACUACAGCAUCCUCAUCUGGUGACUUUGCUCGGUGCAUGCUCAGAAGCUUGGUCUCUUGUUUAUGAAUACCAGCCCAAUGGGAGCCUCCAGGACCAGCUCUUCCGCAAGAGCAAAAGCUCUCCUCUCCCUUGGAAGGACCGGGUUCGGAUCAUAGCCGAGAUCUCAAGUGGCCUCUGCUAUUUGCACUCUUCCAAGCCUGAGAAGAUCGUUCACGGGGCUCUGAAGCCCGAGAACAUCCUCCUCGACUCUGAGCUCAAGUGCAAAAUCUGUGACUUCGGGAUCUGUAGGCUUGUCACCGAGGAAACCCUGCACUAUCCUAGCUUCCGGCGGGUCACCGAGCCCAAGAAUGCAUUCCCCUACACAGACCCAGAGUUCUAUAGAACAGGAAUAUUGACCCCAAAAUGCGAUGUUUAUGCCCUCGGGCUAAUUAUCUUGCAAUUACUCACGGGGAGGCCUCCAAACGGGUUAAUCGCAGAGGUUCGAAGGGCAGUGUCAAUUGGGAAACUGGAUACUCUUCUCGAUUCAUCGGCAGGAGAAUGGCCUAUGAAAGCAGUGAAGAUAUUGGCGGAGCUGAGCCUGCAGUGCUGUGAAUUGCAGUCUCGAAAUAGGCCUGAAGUGAUACCUACUUUAGUGAAAGAGUUGGAGCAGUUGUACAUCUCAGAAGAACGGCCCGUGCCUUCCUUCUUUUUAUGUCCAAUCUUUCAGGAAAUAAUGCACGACCCUCAGAUUGCAGCGGAUGGUUUCACGUAUGAAGGAGAAGCCAUUCGAGGGUGGUUGGAGAACGGCCGCGAGACAUCUCCAAUGACCAAUCUGAAUCUCGAGCACUUGCAUCUCACCCCGAACCAUGCCCUGAGACAGGCAAUUCAGGACUGGCUCUGUAGACCUUGAGAUCUAAUCCUGUUCCUUGUAUCUGUGCUUGGCCUGUAUCUUAAUGAAAAUAGCAGUUAGGACCAUAUUUUGUUAGCAGACAGAAGUAUUUUGCCCAAGAUCAUGCAGUGUAUGUAGCAAGGUAGACAGGGGAAGCUUACAUCUGGAUAUUCGUACAUCAAUCAAGUAGUUUACCAAAUUCACAUCUAAA
This is a messenger RNA of Punica granatum (pomegranate), 3187 nucleotides long. The record is from RefSeq and is a predicted model, not a curated record. Lineage: Eukaryota; Viridiplantae; Streptophyta; Magnoliopsida; Myrtales; Lythraceae.